Verticillium nonalfalfae is the source of this 2388-nucleotide messenger RNA. RefSeq names its product methionine-synthesizing 5- methyltetrahydropteroyltriglutamate--homocysteine methyltransferase. Bases 1 to 2388 code for a protein of 795 amino acids. Gene Ontology annotation, molecular function: zinc ion binding; 5-methyltetrahydropteroyltriglutamate-homocysteine S-methyltransferase activity. The transcript is spliced from 4 exons. The record is from RefSeq and is a predicted model, not a curated record. Lineage: Eukaryota; Fungi; Ascomycota; Sordariomycetes; Glomerellales; Plectosphaerellaceae.
AUGUCCGAGCCAACCAUUGCCAUGACCCCGCCGCAAAAGUCUGCUCCGCCGAUCUCGCUACAUCAGUACAACAUCAUGGUGUCGUCAAGCAUCCUCGGCUUCCCCCGCCAGGGCGUUCUGCGCGACCUCAAGAAGGCCAACGAGGCCUACUGGGGCGGCAAGCUCUCCCGCGAUGACCUCCUCGCCGAGGGCAAGCGCCUGCGUGCUGCUCACUGGAAGAUCCAGAAGGAUGCCGGUGUCGACAUCAUCCCCAGCAACGACUUUGCUUUCUACGACCACGUCCUCGACCACAUCCAGCUCUUCGGUGCUGUUCCUCCCCGUUACACCGACACCAAGCUCGAGCCCCUUGACGAGUACUUCGCCAUGGGCCGUGGCCACCAGAAGGACGGCAUUGACGUCCCCUCCCUGGAGAUGGUCAAGUGGUUCGACUCCAACUACCACUACGUGAAGCCUACCUUCCAGGAUGGCCAGGAGUUCAAGCUGUCUUCCAACCCCAAGCCCGUUGUUCAGUUCAACGAGGCCAAGGAGGCUGGUGUCACUACCCGCCCCGUCCUUCUCGGUCCCGUCUCUUUCCUUCACCUCGGCAAGCCCGACCGUGACCAGUCUGUCGACCCCAUCUCCCUUCUCGACAAGCUCCUGCCUGUCUACGUCGAGCUCCUGAAGCAGCUCAAGGCUGCCGGUGCCGAGUCGGUCCAGAUUGACGAGCCUGUCCUCGUCUUCGACCUGCCCGAGAAGACCAAGGCUGCCUUCAAGCCCGCCUACGAGAAGCUCGCUGGCGAGGGUCUCCCCAACCUCGUCCUUGCCACCUACUUUGGUGACAUUGUCCACAACUUUGACGUUCUCGCCGCCACCACCCACCUGUACGGCCUCCACGUCGACCUCGUCCGCAACCCCGAGCAGCUCGGCCCUGUCAUUGAGAAGCUCGGCCCCAAGCAGGUCCUGUCUGCUGGUGUCGUUGACGGCCGCAACAUCUGGAAGACCAACUUCUCCAAGGCCAUUGGCAUCGUCAAGGAGGCCGUCUCCAAGCUCGGCGAGGACCGUGUUAUCGUCGCCACCUCCAGCUCUCUGCUCCACACCCCCCACACCCUCAAGUCCGAGAAGAACCUUCCCGAGGAGGUCUACGCCUGGUUCGCCUUCGCUACUGAGAAGGCCACCGAGGUUGCCAUCAUUGCCAAGGCCAUCACCGACGCCGCCUCCGUCCAGGAGCAGCUCGAUGCCAACGCCAAGGACAUCCACGCCCGUGCCACCUCUGCCCGCACCAACAACCCUGACGUCAAGAAGCGCCAGUCUGAGGUCACCAAGGAGCAGCACAACCGCAAGUCUGCCUUCCCUGAGCGUAUCGCCGCCCAGCGCAAGCACCUCAACCUUCCCCUCUUCCCCACCACCACCAUCGGCUCCUUCCCCCAGACCAAGGAGAUCCGCAUCCAGCGCAACAAGUUCACCAAGGGUGAGAUCACCGCUGCUGAGUACGAGAAGUUCAUCGAGAGCGAGAUCGAUGAUGUCAUCCGGAUCCAGGAUGAGCUUGACCUCGACGUCUACGUCCACGGCGAGCCCGAGCGUAACGACAUGGUUCAGUACUUCGGUGAGCGCAUGGACGGUUACGUCUUCACCACCCACGCCUGGGUCCAGUCUUACGGCUCUCGCUGCGUCCGUCCUCCCAUUGUUGUCGGUGACAUCUCUCGCCGCAACAACGAGGCCAUGACCGUCAAGGAGUCCAAGUACGCCGCCGCCCACUCCAAGAAGCCCAUGAAGGGCAUGCUUACCGGCCCCAUCACCUGCCUCCGGUGGUCGUUCCCCCGUGACGACGUCCACCAGUCUGUCCAGGCCCAGCAGCUCGCCCUCGCCCUGCGCGACGAGGUCGUCGACCUCGAGGCCGCCGGCAUCUUCGUCAUCCAGGUGGACGAGCCCGCCCUGCGUGAGGGUCUCCCUCUCCGCAGCGGCAAGGAGCGCGAGGCCUACCUCGAGUGGGCCGUCGACUCGUUCAAGCUGUCGACGGCCGGCAUUGCCGACUCGACCCAGAUCCACUCGCACUUCUGCUACUCGGAGUUCCAGGACUUCUUCCACGCCAUUGCCGCGCUCGACGCCGAUGUGCUGUCCAUCGAGAACAGCAAGUCGGACGCCAAGCUGCUGCAGGUGUUUGACCGUGAGGCGUACCCCCGCCAGAUCGGCCCCGGUGUCUACGACAUCCACUCCCCCCGUGUCCCCUCGGAGGAGGAGAUCAAGACGCGCAUCGAGGAGAUGAUCACCAACGGUCUCCGCCCCGAGCAGCUCUGGAUCAACCCCGACUGCGGUCUCAAGACGCGCCAGUGGAAAGAGACCAAGACGGCGCUGACCAACCUGGUCAACGCCGCCAAGUUCUUCCGCGAGAAGUACGCCGACAAGGCCUAA